AUGGAGCUGGCCGACGGCACAACGGACAUUGUCCACCCAGAAGUUCGGGCACACAUCAGCAGCCUCAUCGCGGCGCUUGGAGGCGCCGGUUCGGAAGAUGAUGGCCGAUAUCACCUGGGAGACGACGCAUUGGAGGUUCUCCGCGAUAUCAAACGAUGGAUUCGCUUCUACGAUGAAAAGACGAACCGCAUGGAUGUUGCCCGCUGCAUCCACGAAGCGAACCUGAUCGAGGGAGACUUGCUUCCGAUCCUGGCAACAUGGCCAGAAAAUGCCACCGACAGCAAGUACAAGUCUCGAAUCGCGCUGGCGUGCUUUGAGGUCAUGGUCCCAUUGACGUGGCCGAUGGAGAGGGACAAGGAGCGGAUGACAAUCAACCACCAUCGGCAUAUGCCUGUGCUGGAGCUUGCACAAGUUCAAUACAAGAUGGCCAUUAUCAAUUUUGAUGAAGCCCGGAUCUUGCAUGCUGCUGUCAGGACUGCUCUGCCGUCGCUGGCGCUCCCUGCGGGCGAUAGAACAGCACGAGAUCAAGGCAUCAUCAAAUUGGUGCUCUUCUUCCUUCGCAACAUGGCCAUGAUUGCGCCUCCUCCCAAUGUUCAAUACGAGGGCGAUGAGACGCAAAUUUCUCGGUCGGCCACCAUCGACGCCUUUUCAUACCAAGACAUAUUCUUAUUCCUACUCACCUUGGCUUCAAACAUGGGCGAUGAUUUCAGGACGGAGGACACGGCUGUCAUGGAGAUUAUCUACCACCUCAUCAAAAGAGUUGAUAUAGAGAAGCUCUACAUGACAGAUCAGCAAGUACACAAGGCCAAGGCGCAUGAGCUUACGUCCCUAAUGAAUAAGGAGUCGGCGAUGCUCAAAGCUUACACCCGCAAUGGCCCGACCCGACACAACCGCUUCGGUACGAUGAUCUGGGUCAAGCGUGAAGAUGGCAAGAUGUCGUCGCUUUCUGGGCAAGAUGCUCUCGCCGAUACCACAGCGCGCAACUUGAAGAUGGACAAGAACAAAGUAUUCAAGCCUCCUCGCAGGACAAGGAAAGAGAAUAAGGAUGAGAGGGACCUAGGACCGCCGGCGAAGCUUAACGCGCGAGCAACCGGACAGCUCCGCUCAUUUGUCGAAGAAUUUCUCGAUUCGGGCUUCAAUCCCCUAUUCUUACAUGUUCGCAAAACGAUCGACCGAGAGGCUUCGCAUGUCAUGCAAUACCACAGGAGGCAGUUUUUUUACCUCGUGGCAUGGUUUCUAGAGGCUGAACGGACACGGCAGAAAAUGAAAAGGGACUCUCGAAGGAGUAAUGACGAUGUAUCCAGCUUCAGCCUCGUUGCCGGAGUUUUAAACCAGGAAAUGUUUAUCACUCUCAAUAAGGCAAUGAACGAGGCAUACGAGUACAAGGACUGGCAUGAAUUGGCAGCUGUAAUGAGGUGCUUUACGCAGAUUCUGCUCACUGUGCAAGAAAUGAUUGAGAGCGGCAGAGAAGACGAUGAGGAAAUUGCAGAGAAUGUUCUGAGCCGCUUGUUUUAUGAAGAGUCGACGCAUGAUAUCAUCGCCAACAUAGUCAGGACGUAUAAGGAUCAAGGAUUUUACUACUUGGAUGCUGCUACGGAGCUGGUCCAUCAUUUUCUGCGUAUUUUAGAAGCAUACUCCAAGCAGAAUGCGGACAUGCAGGUUCGCUCCCGCAAACGAACACGGCAAAAGAAGAACAAAGAUCAGCAGCAGCAGGGUACAGAAGACGGUGUCUUAGCCGAAGAGAAUGAUGACUCGGCUAAUGACGACGAAACUGCGGAGCGCACCUCCAAGGAGCGCAAGUUUGACUUUCAACGCUUCGCGGCUCGCUUCACACCGCAGGGUGUUGUGGAUACGUUUGUCAAGUUUACGCGAUUCUACCAGGAUAUGGACGAUUCACAGCUGAAACGCGUUCAUCGAUUCUUCUACCGGCUUGCUUUCAAACAGGAGAUGAGUGUGAUGCUUUUCCGCGUGGACAUAAUACACCUAUUAUACAACAUGAUCAAAGGUCCCGAGCCUUUGGAUAAGGGUUCAGGCAUGUUUAAGGACUGGGAGGAGCUCGUGAAGCAGAUCCUUCGUAAAUGCUUUAAAAAACUCGAACAGAGACCAGAACUCCUAAUCGAGAUGCUCUUUAGCAAGCUGCAGAGCACUGCUUUCUUCUUAGAAUACGGAUAUGAGAAGCAGACUGCCUCUAAGAAACAGGCGAAGCCGGGAGGCGAACUCAUCUUCAAAUAUACAGAAGAGCGAGAUCGUCAGAUUGCCAUUGUAGUCGGCGCACUGCUCGACAAGAACGAGGGGGAUCAUAUCAACUGGGUGAAGAGUAUUCUCACUGCGGCAGAGAGUGAACGUCGGUCGUGGGCUGCGGCAGAAGAAGUUUUGGCGUCAACUGAAACUCCGUUGGAAGAGCCAACAGAUGCUAAUGCUCCAAAGGAGCCAAGCAAGCCUCCUCCAUUCAAUGUACGUGUUGAUAACGACGCGAGACGCGCCGCGAGAUUCAAGAACUCGUACUUACGACUUCUGUUGAGUCUUUGCGGAAUUCAGUUGCUUGGCCCCGCAAAUGAAGAAACGCCAGAGUCUCUCUGGAUAGUCCCAGGAGAUGUCACUUCCGACGAGCUCAAAGACACAUUACAUUAUAUCAACCAGGCAGAAUUCAGCCCUCCAACAUUCGACGACGGACAGCUGGCAGAGAAUCAGCUAAAGAGAAAACUACCACCCCGCAAGAAGGCUGAUUUUGACGACGACGAAGACGAAGACGUGGAUGGUGAAUUUCUGUUCGAGCCUGGCGGUCCAACAGCGAGAAAAGCUGUUGACGAAUCAGAAAGACCUAAAAAGACGAAGAAGAGGAGACGGAGGAAUAGCCAGGUCCUGGAGCUGGACGAUGAGGAGCUUGAAGAAAAGGCCCGUAAGCGACGCGAGCGAGAGCGCGAAAAGGCACGCAAAAUCAAAUCCGCCGUGUACGUCAGGGAGGGAGAUGACGACUUCGACGAAGAGGAAGACGAAGCGUUCUUUGCUCGCGAACGGGAGAUUGCUGCUCGCGCCGCCAAAGCUGCGCAGUCAGCCGUGGAACCUGCCGUUGCGAAGAAGCCUAUCAAGCGCAAAUCCGCAGUACAGGUUGACAGCGAUGAUGAAGGUGAAGGUGAAGAUGAUGAUGACUUACUGCUAGGAGGCCUGAUUGACGACGAUGAAGAGGCGGAGGGCAAUACCAGUGGGGAUAAUACCCCCGCUGAGGAGAGCGAUGGCAGUGGCAGUGGCAGUGGCAGAAAGAGGAGAAAAGUUAGCGUGGAAGAGGAUGAUGUUGACGCAGAGGGCGACGAUGAUGUUGACAUGGAAGAUGCUUCACAAGCGCAGCAGUCGGGAGCGAAGGUUGCGGAAGAGGGCGACGAUGCUCCCGUUGUGGUGACCCGGAGGCCGAGGGUACGGGGUGGUUUUGUCAUAGACAGCGAUGAUGACGAAUAAAAGGGGGGAGGGGGGGUUGGUUUCUUUUCCUUUCCUUUUUUUUUUAUUUUUUAUUUUUUAUUUUUUUUAUACUUUAUAUGUAAAAGAAGCAUUGCGAGGGAUUUACUUGGGAGGAAUUGGAUGACGGUUACGUAUUUAUAAGAAAAUUGCAUAUAUAUUGAUGGGUAUUAUAACCCGCAGAGAUGUCGUACCAAGUACUCUGUUAUGUAAGUCUCUACUUCACCAUGCUCUCCAAAUUCAUGUAAUAAAUCCACGCGAUAGAUGGACGUCACCUAGGGUAUCAUGUGCUUUUUUUCUUCUUUCCCCUCUUCCUCUUUUGACAAUGAGCUAACCAAUCAUGUAAUGGUUACGCCGUGUCUGACACUAUGCUCCCUCUACGUAAUCGGCCCGCCCUCUUAUCAAUGCUUCUCCUCCUAGUCAUGGUAUUCUGCGUGUUCUGGACUUGGCCGAGCUCCGCCAGGUCCUCUUGGCUUUUAUAGCAAGCGGCUGCAUCAUCGUCGCUGGCAUCGUUGGUUCGGCGCGAAGAGGACGAUGACCUGCUCUGUAUGGGGGUGUCUUCAUCGCUGCUCUGGAUUUCAUUUCGGCCACCGCCCCAAGAUCCGCCGAUGCCUUCCAUCGUAAAGUCUGAAGCGGUCGGCUCGUCGAGGGCCAUCAGCUCGUCUGGGUGGAAGAUGCUGGGCAAGAGGAGAGCGCGCAGGGGAAUGAGGAGUAGGAUUAUGAUGGGGAAGCCCACGGCGGCGAUGGUUUGUGUGAUGGCGAAAGUGGCGCCGAAGCCAACCAGCUCGAUGAUUACGAAAAUCCAUAUGGCGAUGCGGCGUUUGAUGAGCUUGAGAGGGGAAUUUGCCGGCGUCAGGUUCUUGUCACGGGCCAGGAAGAGUAAUUUGACUGUGAUGCCGUUUGCCUGAAGGGCUUGGACGCCCAUGAUGAAGAAGAGUCCCGCCAAGACUCCGUGAGGGACAAGAUGAAGGACCACGAGAAGAGGACCGGUCAUGGUGCCAAGGGUAAGAAGCCCCUGAGCCAGGUUUGAUACCCGCUGCUCGACAACG
Messenger RNA from Trichoderma atroviride IMI 206040, 4499 nucleotides. RefSeq lists its product as uncharacterized. Gene Ontology annotation, molecular function: DNA binding. The record is from RefSeq and is a predicted model, not a curated record. Gene Ontology annotation, cellular component: replication fork protection complex. Gene Ontology annotation, biological process: replication fork arrest; DNA replication checkpoint signaling; DNA repair. Lineage: Eukaryota; Fungi; Ascomycota; Sordariomycetes; Hypocreales; Hypocreaceae.